Molecule: messenger RNA, 2162 nt
Organism: Lethenteron reissneri (Far Eastern brook lamprey)
Lineage: Eukaryota; Metazoa; Chordata; Hyperoartia; Petromyzontiformes; Petromyzontidae
Product: ceroid-lipofuscinosis neuronal protein 5-like
Biological process (GO): lysosome organization
Cellular component (GO): lysosome; lysosomal membrane
Molecular function (GO): hydrolase activity, acting on glycosyl bonds
Source: RefSeq, a predicted model, not a curated record
UCCUCCACCACCUCCACCACCACCACCACCACCACCACCUCCUCCUCCUCCUCCACCACCACCUCCACCACCACCUCCUCCAUCAACGAACAGCAAUGGCUUGGAGGCUGUCCAGCACCGCGCUGCUGCUGCUGAUGGUGAUGCAGCAUCCAGUCACAGCCCAGACGGGGCUGGACAAGACUCCCUCGGUGGACCCCCGGUGCCACGCCCAGUCUCCGUUCUGCGCGCGGGGCCGUCGAGGUGGCGGCCUGCCCACUGUGCAGCCCGAGGAUGGCCUCGUUGUGUUCCUGCUACGCUCAGAGGGCUUGGGCCGCCACCACGAGCCCUUCCUGUCCGAGCUCCAGAGCCACUUCCCUGGGCUGCAAGGCCUGUGGAGUAGCUACCGCGAGUCCCUGGGGUUCUACAGUUUCCUGAUGAAACGCAAUUUCACGCUGAGCUGGAACCCCCUGUUCGGCACUUCCUCCGGGGCGACGCCCCUCCUCCUGGACAAGGGGGGCGACCCCAUCUGGUGCAACGUAGGGGCCUCCUGUUUCACCUCGGUUGAGGGUGGCUCAAUGGAGGCUGCGAGCGUCGUCAAAGUGGCCGAGAUGACGGGUGAGAAUUUCAACCAAAUGGCCGCCUGGGUGCAGUCGCAAAACGCCACCGCGACGCCUUUCGACCUCUGGACGGUCUACAACGGCACGGGCAGCAACGCGACGGUGCAGUUCGACGCACGGGACAGCAACGGCUACGUGCAGGGCGUCAUCGCGAAGCUCUCCUCCAUCGGGGCCAAUUUCAUCGGGUCCGAGACUGCCAGGAGGUCACGGCUCGCCCUCUACAGCGACGCAGCCAAGUCCCUCGGAAACGGCAGCGACAUCUUCGGCCCCAAGUCGAAGCAGCAGGCGCUGGCGAAGGACAUGCUGAAGUUCUUCAGCUAUUUUCGGCCGGGCCAGACAGCCCUGCAGAGGGCGUUGAGCACCAUUGGUAUCUGCGUCGAGGUCAUGUACCACAAGCGGUUCUUCAUUUAUCGUGACGACACGUACUGGCAGCUGCAGAUGAUUUACCCGUACUUCUCUGUGACCGAUGAGUUUUGGCCGUUGCCUAAAGCCGCCUACGACUAUCCCUUCCUCCUAUAGUAGCCCCCUCUUCUCGCCCUUUAGCACAUUCGCAAGGUACACUCAAAGAAAUGGCUACUCGCUUGGUUGUUGCCAGAGGUCGCAAUCGGGUACCCCGAUACCCGUACCCUACCCGAUACCCGGCUACCCGUACCCAGCCGGGUACGGAUACCCGUUUGCGACCCUGGUGCGGCCGGGUACGGGUAGCCGCACGUGACUCACUCCAACCAAUGAGUGAGAAGGCCGUGAGUCACUGGUGAAUAACGGUUUGUCACUUAUUUCCCAACGUCUUGUCUCUUCUCACAAUUCAAGUUCCUAGAAUCAACCCACCCGCGCCUGCAACAUGGCUUCAUCCCAGAGGUCGCAAUCGGGUACCCGAUACCCGUACCCUACCCGAUACCCGGCUACCCGUAUCCGGCCGGGUACGGGUACCCGUUUGCGACCCUGGUGCGGCCGGGUACGGAAUCAAAACCCGUUUGCGACCUCUGGUUGUUGCUUCUUUGUUUUGUGACCCGCCUGCAGUGGCUUUUGCAGCCAAUAGCAAGAGAGAGACUAAAACCACGUGUUAUGCACACGCUGUUCUGUGACAUUUUGCAAACGUGCGUUUAAAUCUUCGUAUGCAUGUAAUCGGCGAUGAUGAACGUUACGUUGCCAUGUGUUCGACAGAUUGACAAACUAUGGCGAGUACUUGUAGCGUUGUUCCUUGUCGCCAAGAUUUUGGUUGAUGCUUUUCUUAGUUUGUCAUAUUUUUCCAUCGGGUAAGAAUCUCAUAGCAACAUAACGUUAGACUGAAACGUUGUUUGAAAGGACUAAUGUGGUUAACAUGUUAAGCCUUGCUAGGAAAAUCACAGAAAAUAAUGUUUGAAAUGUAUAUCAAAUGACCAUUGCAGUUUGUGUGCUUUUACUUUUUGUUUAACUGAUUUGUGUAACCUGUGGAAAUCUGUGGCUCGUGUAGUCGGGUAACGUUUAUUUUCAGUUUUUUUACAUAUGAUCUAAUUGGGCUCCUGGAAAUUAAACCUUGUUAUUUUGUAUAGUUUUUCUCCUCAAUAAAUUACAGGAGAACGAAUA